AUGUUUACAGGAAAAUUCACCAAGAAAUGCAAGAAUUCAUCAGAAAACACAGAAGUUCACAAAAGAAUUCACCAAAAAUGCCAAAAAUCCAAAGUGAAUUCACAAGAAACACCAAAAAGUCCACAAGAUAAUUAUCAAGAAACGCCGAAAAUCCACAAGAGAGUUCGCCAGAAAAUGCAGAAAGUUCACAAAAGAAUUCAUCAAAAAACAUCAGAAAGUUCACAUGAGAAUUCACCAAGAAACACCAAAAAUCCACAUGAGAAUUUACCAGGAAAUGCUGAAAUUCCACAAGACAAUUCACCAAGGAAGAAACACCAAAAAUCCACAAGAGAAUUUACCAAAGAAAUAGAGAAUUCAUCAAGAAAUGCUGAAAAUCCACAAGAAAAUUAUCAAGAAAUUCCAAAGAUCCACAAGAAAUUUACUCCAAGAAAUGCUGAAAGUUCACAAGAAAAAUACCAAAAGUUUACAAAAAAGUUCCAUCAGAAAAUGUCGAAAGUUCACAAGAGAAUUUGUCAAAAAACACCAAAGGUCCACAAAAGAAUUCAACAAGAAACACUGAAAGUUCACAAGAAAGUUCCAUCAGAAAAUGCUGAAAGUUCACAGAAAAUUCAUCAAAAAUGCUGA
This is a messenger RNA of Cetraspora pellucida, 624 nucleotides long. The record is from the annotation of a GenBank genome assembly. NCBI's taxonomy places the organism in Eukaryota, Fungi, Glomeromycota, Glomeromycetes, Diversisporales, Gigasporaceae.